Molecule: messenger RNA, 762 nt
Organism: Thyridium curvatum
Lineage: Eukaryota; Fungi; Ascomycota; Sordariomycetes; Thyridiales; Thyridiaceae
Exons: 2
Coding region: 1-762 (253 amino acids)
Source: RefSeq, a predicted model, not a curated record
AUGAUAUCUUCAGGCCGCCUCGCUAUCCUCGCCGCCCUGUUUCACGUGGCGCUUGGCUCCACCGACUAUUUCUCAAGCCCGCGCGAAAAGGAUGUUCUGGUCAUCGGAGACACCCAGAGAAUCAAAUGGUUUACGGCAAUGCCCAAGUUUACCCUCGCGCUCUGGCAAGAGAACAAUGGCAAGGGCUCGUCACUGGGACCUGUACUUCUCGAAAUCAAAGGUGGAUCCCCGGUUUCGCAGUUCGACUGGGUUGUGCAGACUUACUCGAUGGACUUCCAAAAGUCGAACCACUUCUUCUUCUGGCUGUGUGAAGGUGAUGCCAGCCAGCAGGGCAAUCGGUCCAACCAUUACUUUAUUUCAGGUUACUUCAACAUUACCGAUAAGCAGUUAUCAACGUCUACGCCGUUGCCUUCCUCUUCAGCGACAUCGACAUCGACCACGAGUACAAACAUCCCGUCGCUUGUAAGCAUAGCCAGCGAUGACGGGUCAUCACGGGACUCAGGCUUGAGCCCAGGAGUUGUCGCAGCUAUCGUUGUUAGCUCAUGCGUUGGGAUUGCAGCAAUCAUUGGAAUUUUCUAUUGGGUUUCGCGGCUCAGUAAAACCCAGAAGAAGCUCGUAGCUCGGUUGGAACAGCUGAGUGAAGGGACAGAUCAGCAGCAAGAUCAUCCGCCAAAGGAGCAGCAUAUUCACCGCGAUUCAUCCCUGUUGUCACCGCAAAUGCUGAUGGCUAGAGAAAACCCAAAACUGGUGGAACUGAGUUGA